This is a messenger RNA of Leucoraja erinaceus (little skate), 1255 nucleotides long. RefSeq names its product R-spondin 4 (gene rspo4). The transcript has 4 exons. Bases 614 to 1255 code for a protein of 213 amino acids. The record is from RefSeq and is a predicted model, not a curated record. NCBI's taxonomy places the organism in Eukaryota, Metazoa, Chordata, Chondrichthyes, Rajiformes, Rajidae.
GAGAGAGUGCCUUUUUAUUUCAACCCAAACCCCCCAAACAACCAUUUGCAGGCAGUGCCUUUUUACUUUAACCAUAUUUUCAUUUUCAAACCACAUUAAGGGGACUUACUCACAGUUGUGUGGACAUAUGUUCAGUGUUAUUCACAGCUCAGAGAAACGUGACCCUCUGCCUUCCUCCAGCUUGCAGACUAAUUGCGGCACACCACUUCCUGGUUUUAUAGUCCAUCCCCCCUGCCGCCAGCGGGGGCAGCAGAGAGAAUGGGGAAUUUUGUAAAAUCAUUAAUAUAUCUGUCAUUUUUCAUCGACUGGAAAAAUCCUCGGCACACAUGUGGCGGAGGGGGGCUCUGAGCGAGGUGGCCAAAAAUGACGGCCGUAGGUGGCGGCGUUCUCUCGGAAAUCGCAGCACAGAUGGCCAAAACCGGUCAAGAACAGACUUUUAGUAAUAUAGAUUACAUUAUAAACCUGUGCACAUUGCUCCUGUUUGCAGUGCAGUUGUGCACAAGGUGCAUGUGUAGAAUGCCUACUGUACACCCGUCCAUGGAGCAGGUAGGUUUGGUUUUGACCAGAGAAGCCUCGAGAACUGCAGCCUCCGCCCAGCCGUGCACAGUCCCGCAUGCCCCGACACCUUCUUCUGUCCCCUCUCUCCGCAGGUUCGCUGCCGAAGUGCAGGAGUUGCCAGGACUGCUCAGCGGACAAUGGCUGCCUGAGCUGCCAGCACCGCCUCUUCCUGCUGAUCAGGAGGGAGGGCAUCCGACAACACGGGGAGUGUAUGCACGUUUGUCCUGUGGGCCAUUACAGUGUGCGCGGCAAAGAUGCCAACCGCUGUCUCAGGUGCAAGGCCGCCAGUUGUGAAGACUGCUUCAGCCGAGAGUUCUGCAUCAGGUGUAGACCCGACCACUACCUACUGAAGGGGAAGUGCUACACAGCCUGUCCUAAAGGGUCCGCUCCAGAGGCCUGGCUGAUGGAAUGUGUGGAUGGUUGUGAGGUGGGGCCGUGGAGCGAGUGGGGUCCCUGCGUAAGGAGCCAGCAGACUUGUGGCUACAAGUGGGGGAUUGAGACCAGGACACGACAAGAGCUCUCGGCUUCAAUGAAUCGUUCGGAGCCCUGUGUUGCCCUGACGAUGUCGAGGAGGUGCAGAAUAAGGAGAAGACACUGCCCCAGGGGUAAAAAAACACGUAGACACAGAGGAAACAAAUGGAGGAAGAGGCAACUGGCCAGCGGAUGGAGGUCAGAGGAGGGCGGCAUCUCGUCGUAA